This is a messenger RNA of Coniophora puteana RWD-64-598 SS2, 3909 nucleotides long. Its product is annotated as DNA repair protein. The record is from RefSeq and is a predicted model, not a curated record. Gene Ontology annotation, biological process: error-free translesion synthesis; error-prone translesion synthesis. The transcript has 9 exons. Lineage: Eukaryota; Fungi; Basidiomycota; Agaricomycetes; Boletales; Coniophoraceae. The coding region runs from base 1 to 3909 and encodes 1302 amino acids. Gene Ontology annotation, molecular function: DNA-directed DNA polymerase activity; damaged DNA binding; deoxycytidyl transferase activity. Gene Ontology annotation, cellular component: nucleus.
AUGGUCUCGCAAGGAACACAGACUUUCCCGUCAGCAAGCAACUCUUCCUCAGCGCUAUACGACCCCGACGACCCCGAGUUUCUCGAAAUCCUCCAGUCCGCCGUUCUAUCGGGCGAUGACAUCCCACAAACUACCGCCGGCAAUGAUGGAAAGGGUAGCGAUGGUGUCUCUAAGAAGUCGAAUCCAGCCGAACCUGUCAAGACCAGAGGCAAGAAGCGCGAAAGGGAGGAAGGUGAUACGCACGCGGGUGGAAGAGAUGUCAUCACAUUUGAUGACGGUACCGAGGUCUAUGGAGAGGCUCACUUCGGCAACUUCGGCGAGUACAUGCGACGCAAGCGCGCAAAGCUUCAGAUACAGAAUGCGCAGAUGAUAGGGAAGAAGGACGGGGUGAAGAGCGGGAUAUUCACUGGGAUAGCGAUAUAUGUCAAUGGAUAUACCACGCCAUCAGUCCAAACUUUGCGCAAGCUAGUCAUAGAAUAUGGGGGCGUGUUUCAGCCCUACCUAGACGCAAAGGGCAUAGUGACGCACAUCAUUACCUGCUCCUUGACCCCCGCCAAGGUUCGCGAGUUCAAGAACAUGAAGGUCGUGAGACCCGAAUGGAUCACGGAUAGCAUCAAAGCGGGGACGCUACUACCUUGGCGUGAUUACAUCUUCCAGGCCAGCGGACAGGGUCGAGCGCUGGUGACCCAAGGGGCGAAGAACACCCAGCAGCAGCGAUCGCUGGAAGAGACGUCCACUCAGGCUCAGAAUCAACCAAAAGCAUCCUCUACAGGCAUCGCUGGUGCAGGGGCAGUCCCUGCUACUGCAGCGUCGAAGGCACCUAAACCACUCCAGCGUGAGGCGGCAUCUACAAGAGCAGGUCCCUCGUUAGUGUCAAGGUCAUCAACAUCUCCUAUCAAGACGAGCGCAGCAACAGCUGGUCCCUCAAAGACGGCUCCGCAAGACCUGGACUCACUAUUCACCACCGACCCUGCCCGUGAGGCUGACGCGCGUCGCGUCCCCGGCUAUGCGACGCACGAGUCCAAUCUCAAUGCUCAACGCGUGAUGGCCGAUCCGGCAUGGCGCGCUGCGCACACAUCGGCCGCGCCCGACUUCAUCGAGGGCUACUACAAGAACUCGCGCCUGCACCACCUUUCGAGCUGGAAGGCCGAGCUUCGCUCGUUGGUCGCGCAGGCACAGGAGAGAGCUGAGCGAGACGGGUUCGCUAUUGGACUGGAGGGGACCGCUGCUGAAGACACAGAAGAUACUAUCAUGGCCGAUGUCGAUGGUGCGGGAGGGGGCGGUGACUCAGGUGGCGGAGGCGUGAGCAUGAUGGGUGCUGAGCUUGUGCUUCGGUCACCCAGCAAGAAGAGCAAGGGGAAGGGGAAGGAAAUCGGACGCGUCAUCAUGCACUGCGACUUUGAUGCGUUCUUCGUCUCGGCUGGGCUUAUCGAAAGGCCUCACUUGCGUGGGACACCUGUUGUUGUUUGUCAUUCGCAGGGUGGGCAGGGUGGAGGGUCUAGCACCAGCGAGAUUGCUAGUGCGAGCUACGAGGCGCGGAAGUUUGGAAUUAAGAGCGGGAUGAGUCUGCAACAAGCGAGGAAGCUGUGUCCGGACGUGCAAACUAUGCCUUAUGAGUUUGAGAAAUACAAGCAGAUUUCUCUUCAGUUUUACACCAUCCUCAUGCGGUAUGCAAACGACUUACAGGCCGUUUCCGUGGACGAGGCUCUUGUUGAUGUCUCCACGGCGGUGGCUACGCUCAGAGGAGAUCUCACUCGUUCCGGUGCUCCGGGUAGCGCUACAAGGGACUACGCGAAGGAGUUGGCUGAGACUAUCAGGUCAAAGGUCAGACGACUCACGGACUGUGAAGUGAGCGUUGGUAUCGGCGAGAACAUCCUUCUCGCCCGCCUCGCAACCCGACGCGCCAAACCCGCAGGGUCCUUCCAUCUACACGCGACCGAUGUCUCCGAAUACCUUGCCCCCCUCGACAUUCGUGACUUGCAUGGCUUCGGAUAUCACCUUCGUCAGAAAGCUCAGCAAAAGCUCGGCGCGACAGACCUAGGCACACUCAUGAAGAAGAGUAAGGGACAGCUAUGUGCAGCGCUCGGCCCUGGUACAGGCGAGGUGUUGUAUAAAGCGCUAAGAGGUGUGGACGAAAGGCCGCUGGAGUCGGAUAAGCCGAGGAAGUCGGUUUCGUGCGAUAUUAAUUACGGCAUCCGCUUCCAGGAUGUCCAACAGGCUGAGGCGUUCAUCCGAAAUAUGGCAGUGGAAGUUUCCCAUCGGUUGGAUGCUAUUAACAUGCGUGGUCGAUCGUUGACACUCAAGAUCAUGAAGCGCGAUCCCAGCGCUCCUGUCGAAGCCCCAAAGUUCCUUGGCCAUGGUCUUUGCGAGACCUUUAACAAGCAAGCGCCACUCGGUGACGCCCAAGGACGCGCGACCAGCUCUCCAGAGCACAUAGCAGAACAAGCCUUGUGUCUGUUGAAAGCCCUCGCGUUUGAUCCGAAGGAGCUACGCGGGGUCGCGAUACAGAUUACGAAACUCGAGAGUACGUCUGGUGGCGCCACCAGCGCUGCUCCUGGCCAGGGGAAACUGCUGUUUCAGCCGAAUCAGAAAGCGGGAUCUGUCAGUCCUACGAAACCUAUGGAUGGAGCUCCAACUGCUUCGACAUCCAAGACAUUUCCACAGCAACAGCAGCAGGCGCGCUUCAAGACUCCUCCGCCUCCGCCUCCUCGUCAACCGAGCCCUGAAGCCAAGCUGCCACCAAAUCAAGGUAAUCAAACUACAAACGAGUUUGAUCUGCCCUCUUUCUCGCAAGUUGAUCGAUCCGUCUUCGAUGCUCUACCUGCGAGUAUUCGGAGUGAGCUCAAUUCCGAGUACGAGCGCCGUUCUCGCUCGCGGUCCGUCUCUCGCCCUAGAUCACCUUUCACUGGGGCAUCAGUGUCUCCUGAAAAGCGUUCGACAGGCUUACUUCCUCCGGCUUUUGGUGCAGGUGAUCCUAUAAAACCGCGUAUCUUCGUCAAAGGUAUCAAGCCGAAUGUAAACGUGAAGCAGAUUACCCGUCAGCUCAGACCGCAUAAUCGCACCUCCAUCUCUCCACGCAAGAACAGCCUUUUUGCUCCCCGUGGUCGGGGCGGCGGCGCGAGCACCCGCGGUACCGGUUUUUACGGCAGAGGAAGAGGCACAAGCUUCAAAAGAGGCGGAGGCGGCUACAUCGGCUGGGUCACACCCCCGAAGAAGAACCGUGGCGUGAAGUCGCUCGCUCCAACGGACGACGAGCUGCGCGCGCUCGCCAUCGAGCCGGAGGUGUACCACGCGCUCCCGUACAACGUCCAGCGCGAGCAGCUCGUCACCGCCCGUCACCUCGCAGCGGGCGGGGAGAUCGAGGCGCCGCGCGUGAUCAAGGACCGGAAACGCAAGGUGCGCGCGAUCCCGAAGAUGCCGCCGCCGUAUGGGAAGCACGAGGAGAGGCCGACGCUCAAGAGGCAGGUCGUUGUUGUCAGACCGGAUGGCCCGGACGGCGAGAAGAAGAAGGAGGAAAAGGUCAAGGUGGCUGUGGGCGAUGUGGGCGAUGUGCUAGGGAUGCUCGAUGUGUGGGUGAAGGGGUGCCAGCAUACGAUGCCGCAGGACGGGGACAUCGAGCGGUUUGGCAAGUUCGUUGAGCGGUGCGUGGAUGCUGGUGACAACGGGAUGCAGAGGGCUGUGAAGGUCCUCAGGGGCUGGCUUGUGAUCCUCCGGCGGGUUUGGGGUAUAUAUGAGAACAUUGAGUUACUGGAGGACAGCGAGGAUGAAGAUGACGACGAUGUUUUCAAGGUCGGCAAUACGGAGGAUGAGGCGCGGGCUAAGGCUUGGUGGGAGGCAUUUCAAACGAUUAAGACGCGCGCAGAUGUUGCGGCGAGGAAACGGUUUGGUGGGAAGCUCUCGAUCGCGUGA